Rhodotorula graminis WP1 is the source of this 822-nucleotide messenger RNA. RefSeq lists its product as uncharacterized. The coding region runs from base 1 to 822 and encodes 273 amino acids. Gene Ontology annotation, cellular component: Ctf18 RFC-like complex. The record is from RefSeq and is a predicted model, not a curated record. NCBI's taxonomy places the organism in Eukaryota, Fungi, Basidiomycota, Microbotryomycetes, Sporidiobolales, Sporidiobolaceae. Gene Ontology annotation, biological process: mitotic sister chromatid cohesion. The transcript is spliced from 2 exons.
AUGCGCCUCGCACUCGUCCCCGCCGCCUCGUUCCUCUCGCAGCCCGCGCCCUCCGCCUCGGACCCGCCCCUCGUCUUCAUCGACCGCGAACCCUUCCUCGUCGAGCUCCAGGGCUCCCUCGAGGGCCCGACGGGCGAACCCUCGGCCGGCAUAGAGGCCUCGAAAGCACCACACCUCAUCGACGGCGCCCGCGUCGGCAAGGUCGACCUCUCCGACCCGAAGAAACCCGUCUUGCGCAUCGCCCACCACCGCCUCGAGGGCAAACUCGAGACGCUCCUCACCCCGUACGCCCUCCUCCGCACCUCGCGCGCUCCCCCACCCUCGUCCGACGACACCGCCGAGCCCGCCUCCAAGCGCCCACGCCUCUCGCCCUCGCCUGGCCCACCAACGACGACGCCGACGCCGACGACGACGACGACGACGACCCGCAUCGAGCUCGUCGCCCUCAUCCGGCGCAAGCUCGUCUUCUCAAAACGGCCCGAACCCCUCGUCGACGUCUCGAGCGAGGCCGACCCGCUCUUUGCCGACAAGAAGCGCCGUGCGCUCGCCGAGGGGGCGGGAGGGGGCGCCGCAAAAAGGGCGAGGGACGACAGGGAGAGGGACAGGGGCGGCGCCGCGGCGGGUGCAGGUGCGGGUGCGGGUGUCGGGGCGGGCGCCGGCGGGGGUGCGGGUGCGACGACAAAGGCGCCGGCCAAGGGCGGCUUCUUUGCGCCGAGAAAGGCGCCGACGGCGACGGCGAGUGCGGCGGGAGGUCCGACAGGAGGCGCGACAGGAGGGAGCGCCGAGGGCGCACCACGGGCGCCGGGCGGCGGUGCGGCGUAG